AUGGGCCAAGCCCAAUUUCUUCUCUCACUCGGUUGUUGCGUGCUUCCCCAUCGACCGUUCCUAAUCGCAUUGGACGCUGAAAGUCUGCAAUGCUGGGAGAGGCGAGAAGGAAAACCUACAUAUUCGUUGUCGUUGUUGCCUUCAGCCAUCGACCUCCACCAUCUUUGUUGCCUCGCCUCGCCUCGCCUUCAGUCAUCCAGCAGCUCCGUCGCAACUCACACGACUUCCACCAUCGAACUCCACCAUCGCCAUCGACCUCCGCCAUCAACGUCCGCCAUCAACCUCGACCUUUGCCUGCCUGCCAUCGACUCUGUCAUUGCCGACUGA
Linum trigynum is the source of this 327-nucleotide messenger RNA. The record is from the annotation of a GenBank genome assembly. NCBI's taxonomy places the organism in Eukaryota, Viridiplantae, Streptophyta, Magnoliopsida, Malpighiales, Linaceae.